UAUAUAAACACCGAUCUUUUCGUAAGUUUCAGUUCAGUUUUCAGCACAUAAGACCGAGUGACAGGCACUUCGGUCAUGGCGACGUUGAGAAACCACUGAUAUAGAGGAGUUAAUGAUCUGUUAUUGAAGUUUAGAGGAAGAAUUAAUUUGCUGAUAAUGACUAGUACUCGAAAAUUCAGUGGCAACACACUUGGUAGUGGAUUGACAAGUAGAAGUAGUAGUGAGCAGAGUAAAUUAACAAAUGUAAAGAGGCAACUUUGUUUGCCGAGUCAAAAUGAAGUUCCUAAAAGUUUGGGGGGCGGGGAUGCUGCGUCGAGAAAGUGUCAUUUGUGUGCCGAGCAGAUGACUUGUUUGUUGCCUCUGGUGAUCAGACGCAGGAAGACGCGGUUUGGGGUGGUUUAUAGUCAGUCAAGUUCUGGGUAUGGUGUGGAUUCCACUGGUGUGCAGGAGAGAUUAAUUUUAGAAGAAGAAGAGCGCGACAUCGUUAAUGGUUCGAGAGAUGAAGAAAUUGAGUCAACCGGGGUUCCAAUCAAUCUACCACAUUCUUCAGAUGUCAAACAUGAGCUUAUAAUGCUUUCUUUGCCUGCAAUUGCUGGACAGGCUAUUGAUCCCUUUGCCCAGUUGAUGGAGACAGCUUUUAUUGGCAGAUUAGGUCCUGUAGAGUUGGGUUCUGCUGGUGUUUCUGUUAUGAUCUUUAACAAUAUAUCAAAGCUAUUCAAUAUUCCUCUUCUAAGUGUUGCAACAUCUUUUGUUGCUGAAGACAUUGCAAAGAAUGCAACCAAAGAUACUAAUUCAGAAAAGGGCAUUCAGGAAGAAAACAGUAAUAAUGGUAAACCUAUUGGGGUGGUUGAAAGAAAGCAACUAUCCUCUGUGUCCACUGCUUUACUAUUAGCUAUUGGGAUUGGAAUCUUUGAGGCUGUAGCUUUGUCUCUGGGAUGUGGAUCAUUUCUUAACUUGAUGGGCAUAACAGUGGGUUCACCAAUGCGCAUUCCUGCAGAACGAUUUCUUUCACUGAGAGCCUUUGGUGCUCCUGCUGUUGUAGUUUCCUUGGCUCUGCAAGGCAUUUUUCGUGGCUUCAAGGAUACUAAAACUCCUGUUUUUUGUCUUGGUUUGGGUAAUUUAUCAGCUAUAUUUUUGUUUCCCACACUCAUGUAUUAUCUUAAGUUGGGGGUCACUGGGGCGGCUAUUUCCACAGUAGUUUCGCAAUACCUUGUUACUAUUUUGAUGGUUUGGCAGCUAAAUAAGAGGGUUAUAUUAUUACCUCCAAAGAUUGGAGAACUCCAAUUUGGCGUCUACAUGAAAUCUGGUGGCUUUCUUAUUGGAAGAACUCUUGCUGUUUUAAUGACCAUGACAUUGGCAACAUCAAUGGCAGCUCGUCAAGGUGUGGUAGCAAUGGCUGCACAUCAGAUAUGUAUGCAGAUAUGGUUGGCUGUAUCUCUUCUCACAGAUGCAUUCGCUGGAUCUGGUCAAGCUCUAAUUGCAAGUUACUCAUCAGAAGGUGACUACAUGACUGUGAAAGAAGUCACAAACUUUGUUUUAAAGAUUGGACUAGUUGUGGGUGUUUUCUUGGCUGUGAUUCUGGGUGUAUCUUUUGGUUCCAUAGCCACCUUGUUUACCAAGGAUGCUGAUGUAUUAAGAAUUGUGAGAACUGGGAUAUUGUUUGUUAGUGCUAGCCAACCUAUCAAUUCCCUAGCUUUUAUUUUUGAUGGUCUACAUUAUGGUGUUUCUGACUUUCCAUAUGCAGCGAAAUCUAUGAUGUUGGUUGGAUUAGUAUCAUCUGCCUUUCUGCUCUAUGCUCCACCAAUUAUGGGGCUCCCUGGGGUUUGGUCUGGUUUGGCUCUCUUUAUGGGCUUGCGUACAGUGGCAGGAUAUAUGAGAUUACUAUCAAAAUCUGGUCCAUGGUGGUUCAUGCAUGAGGAUUUGGAGGCUGUUCAGGUUGGCUAGUGUUCAGGAUACGGGUAACCCUUUUUCCUGUUUAAUUUCCCCUCGCUGUAAUUAUUUAGUUGCUUAGUUUUGAUUUCCACUAGACUUAAUUCUGCCAGAAAAUUCUUAACCAGGCAAUUUAGCCUUCAGAAAGGCAACGUACAAUAAUAAAAAGGGAGGACAAAAACAGAACUUCAGAUGUUGGAUUAAUGUCCAGGUAGUGCAGGUAAAGAGUUAUGAUACAGGGUAGACCAACAUUGCUUGCUUCUUUAUUGAUGUGAAGGUCAUUGUUUUACACUGCUGAUUAAAGAACCACAUUGAAUAGCAAUUUUGACUCAAAAGUUGUUUUGUUUCCCCUAACCUUAAUUCACUGAUGAUCAAGAAGUUUCAGUAAAAAAAGGAAAAAAACAUUCAAAUCAUGCACCUGUUGGGUAUUGCACACUGUAUUGAGUAGAGAUAAUUGGUUAUUUUUCAUCUGCUUUAUUUU
Molecule: messenger RNA, 2410 nt
Organism: Populus euphratica (Euphrates poplar)
Lineage: Eukaryota; Viridiplantae; Streptophyta; Magnoliopsida; Malpighiales; Salicaceae
Product: MATE efflux family protein 3, chloroplastic-like
Exons: 14
Coding region: 157-1944 (595 amino acids)
Biological process (GO): transmembrane transport
Cellular component (GO): membrane; chloroplast
Molecular function (GO): xenobiotic transmembrane transporter activity; antiporter activity
Source: RefSeq, a predicted model, not a curated record